This is a messenger RNA of Peronospora matthiolae, 543 nucleotides long. The record is from the annotation of a GenBank genome assembly. NCBI's taxonomy places the organism in Eukaryota, Oomycota, Peronosporomycetes, Peronosporales, Peronosporaceae.
AUGAGGGCGAACUUGGUGGCUGAUGGCAACAAGGUGGCCAUCAAGGGUGUGGGAACCAUAAUGGAAAAGGUGGUUCUGCCCAACGGUGAAGAGCGUGAGAUCGAAAUCAAGAACGCGCUAUAUGUUCCAAGUAUGAGCAAGAACCUGCUCUCGGUACCACAGAUUAACAGCCAUGGCAAGUUUCAAGUCGUGUUUGACGGGUCCAAGAUGUAUGUGACUCUCAAGAACUCACAGGAAGUGGUGGCGACAGCGGAUCUCGUGGAUGGACUCUACUGGCUUCGGACGACUCAACUAUCAGCGAAUGUGACAACAAGUGGAACCAGUUGUGCCGAUCUACAUGCGAGAAUGGGUCAUGCUCCAGUCGAUGUACUUCGCAAGAUGAUCGCGACCAACAUGAUCAAGGAUGUGCGAGUCCCUCUCAAGUCGGGUGGAGCAACUACAUGUCGAGGAUGUCAACAAGGGAAAAUGGUCCAAAAACCAUUUCCAAGCAACCGAGACAAGCGCAGCUUGCUGACGGUCAUCGGUUUCUACCAGUAUUGGUAA